AUGCCUCCCAAACGCGGCCCUGAGCCGUACCACCCUGACCCCAAAGAGGAAGGGAGCAUGGACGGUGUCGAGGUGGCAUCCCCAAUACUCUCGACUCAGGCCUUCGACACCUCAGUGGUUGCUCUCCAGGCCGGGAUUGAGCCAGAGUUCGUCCUGGUCUCCCGUUCAAAGGCUACCCACUGGCUUAAAUUCCCCAUCUCUUGCUUCGACAAAGAUACUUCCAUGCCAUUCAUGUCUGAUUGGGCUGUCGGCACCCUUCAGAAGAUAGCCAGCAUCAAGCCCAAGUCCUUCGCCAUAGUAACGCUCUCCAUUGAUGCCAAGCCCAAGGAGUCCACCGAAAACAGCACCGGGAAAUCCACGGCUACCAGCACCAAGGAGCAGUACCUCAUCUUCCAGGUUUAUACAACCCAUGAGGCCGAAGCCGCAUGUGAGCACGGAAGCAAGAACGAGAAUGGCCACGUCACACAUUUUGCAAUGUACACCCCCGAGGCCCAGGCCUUGCACCAGGGACGGAUUCUCCAUAUCAUCUCCCUGUCGUACGACACAACCGAGGACCAUAUUAGAGCAGCUGCAACAUAUUAG
This is a messenger RNA of Linnemannia hyalina, 582 nucleotides long. The record is from the annotation of a GenBank genome assembly. Lineage: Eukaryota; Fungi; Mortierellomycota; Mortierellomycetes; Mortierellales; Mortierellaceae.